CUCGCAGCGGAGCAGCCUGCGCUGCCGCCUCCGCAGAGGCUGUCUCCAGCCGAACUAGAGAAAAAGCGGUUCCAGUUCAACCCGUUGCUGCACCGCCUGCGGCGACCGCUGCAAGCGCUCGGUCGUCAGCUGCUGCUGCUGGAGCGGGUCACCGCCUUGGACACGAAUGCGAUCCUGAAGCAGGAAACGGCGCAACUGUUGGACGUUUUGGUGGUGCAGUUGAUCCACCUCUCUAAAAAACACGCGGCCAAAGGUUUCGAGCCUCUGUUGGAGAUCGCCUUUCGAUUGCUGCACAAGCUGGUAGCUGCGAGCUCCCAGUCUAGUACUUUCUUCCCUGGAAUAAAGAAUGAAAGAGGUUUGGCUUUUUCCACCACGUUGAAUAAGUAUGCCUUGCCCACAAUCGCGAUCCGCGGGUUGAGCAAGAGCAUCUGUAGCCAGAUCCUGGAGAGCAAAACUACAAGUUCUCGCUUGGUCGAACGAGGCCUGUCCCUGCUUUCGCGCUUGUACGAGAGCGAAACCUAUCUUCUACACCUCCUAUACCAGAAAGACGAGACCACGACCACCGCCACCACAGCGUCGCCUGCGGGUCACACCACUGGUGGUGGUGGCAGUGGAGUGGCUACAACUGCUAGCACCUCUAGUUUUACUUUCUUUCCCGCAAGCGUAGAAAACGCUACAGCGUGGCCUUCUGCAGUUCCACAAGUUUUUCGGUUCAAUCCUGCGGUAAAGCUUGAUACGCUGUUGAUAAAGCUGAGUGAAGAGCUAAGUGAACUCGCAAAGUCGGUCCAGUCCAGGUCCACUUCCGCGGAGAGAAAGGGGGAGCAGGCGGGACAACAUGAUGAUGCAGAAAAUGACGAGGCAGAAAAUGACAAGAAGGCGGAGUACCGGCAGGCAGCGGAAACCUGCUGCCUCGUGGGAACGUUGAGCAUUAGAAUCCUUCGGGACGCGCGUGCUUGCUCCUUUGACCUGUUUCGGGUUCUCGGCAAGCAGGGACGCGAAAAACUCGACAAAGUUUUGACACUUGGUGGCGAGAUUCUUGCGGCGCCAAAGGUGAUCGAGGCUCUCGGCAAAGGAGGUUCUGUUGAGUAUCCAACUUCAAUUUCUUUACUGCUUCAAGCACGUCUUGCAUCUGUGACGGAGCAGUGGCGUUCAGAGUGCGAGCGAGGUCCGAUACCUACUGCAGACGCCCACCAGCCUGCGAUCCAGGUCGAGAAGUCUGCGCCAGUUCCAUCUUUCGUGAUAGAAAAUAAAAGCCGAGGUGGUUCGCUGUUGCCAGUGGCGCAGGAUUACAGCGCCGCUUCUUCUUCUUCGUCGUCCUCGCAAUUAUCGCGAGAGAACAACGCUAAUAAAAUGUUUUCAACAGCACCGCGGGUAUCACUCGAGCAAAUACUAAGGGGAGUCUCGGAGUUGGAGCUGUCUCCAGAGUGGCAGCGGUUCGCAAUUCUCGAAAAAUCACUGCCGGGUGAAGCUGACUGGUAAUACUAUAUUUUCACUUGACUUACAGGUACUAUCCUCUCUCUCUCUCUUUCUCUCUCUCUCUCCAAGCCAUAGAGUUUGUCGUGCUUCUAUUUCUGGACCUGAGUUCUUGUAAGACCUUAAGCAAAUCUUUUCACUGCAAACUCAAACAGGGUGUUUGACACUUCGGUUGAUCGGCAUAAGCAGGCAGUGCUACAGGAGCGCAAUAGUGUACGCAAAAAGCAGCGGUUGAAUGAGGCGUUAGAAUCUGGAGAAGCGGAAGAUUAUUGGACAAGUGAUGCGAAUUACGGGCAAUAUUAUCGCCGAGACAAAACCGCGAAGGCGAAACAGCUCGCUUUAG
This is a messenger RNA of Amoebophrya sp. A25, 1816 nucleotides long. Lineage: Eukaryota; Dinophyceae; Syndiniales; Amoebophryaceae. The record is from the annotation of a GenBank genome assembly.